This is a messenger RNA of Daldinia loculata, 2116 nucleotides long. RefSeq lists its product as uncharacterized. The record is from RefSeq and is a predicted model, not a curated record. Bases 318 to 1919 code for a protein of 533 amino acids. The transcript has a single exon. Lineage: Eukaryota; Fungi; Ascomycota; Sordariomycetes; Xylariales; Hypoxylaceae.
GGCACAGUGAAACAUACUUACCUACCUAGGUACCUUAUAGAUUGUAAUCGGUUCAUAGAGUUGCCAUAACAACUUCCUAGAGUUUUCUUUGAAGUACUGAAGAAGGUAGCAUUCAUUAUGUUAGGUAGUACAUAUUCUUAGAGAAUCAAGUCGUAACUACGGUACCUUCUAUGGAAGACUCGGUUUGCUACUCCUAACCACCAUCUUAUUAUUCCUCGGAAUUUGGGAAUUCAUAAUAGAUUAAGUUGAAAUAUCACAGAACGGCUUAGGUGUAUUAAUACGACGGAAGAGCACACUUAUUAGGCUAUCCUAUUACCAUGUCGCUACACAGGUGGUCUUUACCCAGUAGGGCUUUUUCCCGCGAGAAAUCCAAGGAUAGCGACCCAAACCACCGUACUAGAUUCCCAACCAUACACAUCGGUGACAAUAUCACUCGUCGGCGCGCAAAUAUCUCCUCUGCCUUCGCAAAUCUAUUUGAGAAGGAUGAGAAUUGUCUGAAUACUGCAGAAAAUAGCGGCGCUCGUCUUACUAGCAACGAUUUGCGGCCCCUUUCUUGUAUUGAAAAUAUAACGUCGAGUACUAGGUCUAGAGUGAAAAAGCGCGAUAAUGGAUCUGACCGUAUUGGCAAAGCUACCUUGAAAAUAUCUGGCGUCAUUACUCAUUUUUCCUCUGGGCAAGAGGCAUCGCUACAAGAAACAUCACAAGAGCGCAACACACGCAACCCAUUCGAUGACCACAACCAUGUUAAAUCAUCAGAAGGGGGUACCUCGGAUGAUGAUUCGCCAACUUCACUCACUAGAGUUCGCAGCGCUUCGUCAUCUUACCCGUCUGAAGGUAUCCGUUCUCCGCCGGAGCAUUGCGCUUCGCCACAGUUGAAUACUUGGACAGAAGACUUCAUAGCUGAAAUAUCUCACUACGGCACAUAUCCAUUGGGAAAACCCCCGAGAAAAUCCAGCGCUUCGACCAACGAUGUGUCAAUAUUGAGUAAUAGAACUGGUAAGUGUCUUAUGGAAGAAUUAGCUGCAGCCGGUGGAGUUUCAGAUACCGAUACAAGAACAGCGAGUAGGGAUUAUACUCCGAGACCACCGUUUUCAGAUGUUGCUUCCGCCAGUCGUCCACAAGAACAGCAAGACAAGAACUACGACAGCGAUCACUUUGCCACGGCGAGACAGGAAAUACUGGGUGCAUCACAGAGAGCUAUCUUGUCUGUACUAGAUGGUCAAGGCCCGAGUACCUCAGCUAUCCAUGGCAGCUAUCCUGAACUUGGAUCGCCUCGCACUAGCUCGUCCGACGAGGAAUUUCCAUUUCGGCCGAGUCAUGCAAGUUCUACAGAUCACCUUCGUCGGAGCGCAGAGACAUACAGGACACACUUUGCAAAAAAGAUACACUGGAAGAAUCAAGGUAACACUUAUCAUACUAUGCCAGCGGCUAUUGCGCGAGGCGGUUCCCGACGAGGCCGACUCCCUGAAGUUUCACCUCCCUUGGAAAGUCCGCUGCAACCUGGGUUUCAUUUUAGGGAAUCUAAUGCAUCUUCUACCACUCUAGUUAAACGAAUCCAGAAGUUCAAGUUCAAGAAAUGGAUAAAAAAGGUAUGUAUCAAAACUAAAGUGCGGUUCGAUAACGCUAUAAGCAUAGAAGAAGCUCCACAUGCAUCGGGCAGGCGGAAGUCCAGGUCAUACAGAUCACGGAAGUCAAAAAGGCAUGGUGGCGCCUACAAAACGAAAGCAAAACCGACCAGGAGUCGUUGGAAAUCGUUCAAGACCACGACUAAAACAAAUAAGAGUACUCAGGGGAGAGAGGGGAGAGAGGGGAUAGCACAUCGAUUCAUGAACUCACUUAGACCGAAGCACAGCAUCCAAUUUCCCACACGAGAGAAGUCUAGGGCUGGGCACAGAAGAGUACAAUCCUGUCCACCUUGAGGGUGAUUAAUACAGUAUAAACUUUCAUGUUCCCCGGAGGUGGCUAUAUUGGUGUGGUAUGGUGCUAUCACGAUAGUAUUGUGGAUUGUAUCUGUCUUUGAACCAAAGGGUUCAUGGGGCAGGUUAGGGUCCGUUUACGGGACAUUUUGCUAAGUGUCCUCUAAGCUUGGACUAUGAAGCUUCUCUAUAAACAUCGC